UUCGAGCGGGGUAAGACCUCCACUGGACUCACGCGAUUCCGUUGCGUUCGGGGCACCAACAGCACGGAGGGGUACCACCGAUAUCUCAAAACCCUCGUGGCGUACUUCUGCGCAUCUCCGGAGGUGUGGGACACGGUCUUGAUGGAGUUCAACCACCGUUGGAACAUCAGCAGGGCAGUCGAGAACCGCGGCAUGGCAGCGGAGAUUGGGGGUUUCAGCCACCAGUACAUGAUCGACCACAUCCAGCGUGCCACUGCUGAGUGGUACCCUGAUCAGCCGCUCUUCUCCGGGUGGGUUGCUCCGGAGGACUUCGAAGACAGCGGCGAGAGGACAGGCUUGGCAGCCAGCGUACUGACGUUCGAUGGCAAGCCGGCGGGGGCGGACAUCGAGGACAGCUUCAGCCCAGAGCCAUCCGACGGAGGUGCCACCAGCACCGACAUGAACGGCAGCGUCGACCACAAACUGCAUGCCCUCCAGCUGCUUCCCUCCGCUCGACACCUGGCGUCUCUGAUGCACUUCUCGACCCCGGUUACGCCGGUCAGCACGCCUGCAGAAAAAGUGAACUUUCGAAAUGAGAUAUUCCAGUACUUACGACCAAGUGGUGGUUCAUCGUCUCGUGACCACCAGAGGAUUGACUUCUCCAAAAUGGUUGACUGGAACCGAUGGUGCCAGCGCAUCGAGUCGGGCCAGGAAGAAUAUGCGUCCAUCAAGAGGAAGACGACGGGCCACCUCCAGAACUACUACAAGCAAUUCACGAGUCGGACGAACUCCUUCAACACCCUUGAGCCCGUUCACUAACCGAUUGGACGGCUCACGGCUUCGCUGAGGCAACCCGAUGAUGCCGUCGGAUCCGUCCGCUCGCCGCAAAUGCCUGCCCCCGACCGUGGUGUCGGCGGCCUACUGACUGCUUCCGCCGCGGUCGCGGACGCCGCGAUGGCGGCGGGGGCGGCGGGGGCGGCGCGGGCGGCGUUGCCGCAGUUCAGGGCCUGCACCGAAUGCGGACACCACAAGGGUGCAUACCCUGCUGAACACCCUGGGAAUCGAAAGGUUCAGCGCCCCAGCCCGACGUUGACCCGGUGAAAAAAUGUUUAGUGGACCAGAGGUUGCGGCGUCCAGAGUCGGACAAAGUCUGGAACCCUAAGCGAAGAAAGAGGACGUUUCUGCCCUGCCCGUGCGAUGUAUGCAAGGGCUCAUACGCACACGUGGAGGAUGGUGAUGGUUAGCCUGUACUGCCGGGUCGAGAAGUGCUGGACACAUGUAAAAAAAGUAAAUAUUUGCCUACCGGUUCGAAAGGCCGUUCGGUCAGUUAAGAGUGCACUAGUUAUACGGCAGUCGCCCAGAAUUUCGGAUGGUAAAGGAAAUUAACAAACGGCCCACGAUUGAGACAUCAGAUACACAACGGCUGCCCAGGCGAUGUGUGCGUGUGUGUGUGUGUGUGUAUUCAUUAUUAGCAUCGACCGCGCUAACCGGCUGACCAAUUAAAAGACGUCAGUGCCAGCGGGUAAAAAUCAAGGUCCCUGGAAGGGGGCCAAAAUUUGAAAAAUACGCAAUGCGCUUGAUGCGAAUGCCAAUACGACUCUCUCCACAUGUUCUUUCACGUAGACACACAUCUCAGCUACACAAAUGCAUUCGCUCGAAUCUAGGAAGCCACUGAUGCAAAGAGUGGAGUACAGCAAAAGGGUUAUUUCAAGCCCAGCCGAAGCCAGGAUAUCGUGGUAUGCUGCAUCUCCCAAUUUGAUGAUCGUACACUCCCAAGAUCCAACAUCAUCGUGUCAGCAGCUAGAUGACUCAAACAAAAUAGCAAUACAC
This is a messenger RNA of Ectocarpus sp. CCAP 1310/34, 1809 nucleotides long. NCBI's taxonomy places the organism in Eukaryota, Phaeophyceae, Ectocarpales, Ectocarpaceae. The record is from the annotation of a GenBank genome assembly.